Cercocebus atys (sooty mangabey) is the source of this 2025-nucleotide messenger RNA. Its product is annotated as tumor necrosis factor receptor superfamily member 10D-like. Gene Ontology annotation, cellular component: plasma membrane; cell surface. Lineage: Eukaryota; Metazoa; Chordata; Mammalia; Primates; Cercopithecidae. The record is from RefSeq and is a predicted model, not a curated record. Bases 236 to 1021 code for a protein of 261 amino acids. Gene Ontology annotation, biological process: positive regulation of apoptotic process; TRAIL-activated apoptotic signaling pathway. The transcript is spliced from 7 exons. Gene Ontology annotation, molecular function: TRAIL binding.
GCGCGCGCCAAUUCUGGCAGUGUAGCUGCGGAAACUUUUCCAGGCGCAUGGGCUACGGGGACCGUUUCCGGACGGUUUCUGAUUGAGUUUGGCGCUUUUUACCCAAACUUCAGGGGGACGAAAAGCCUCCACCCACCUCCCUUCUCAUAGGACUUUGCGGGCAGAGCGCCCCGACCGCCUCGAGCGCUCGAGCAGGGCGCUCUCUAGGAGCCACGACGGCGUCGGGAACCACACCAUGGCUGCUGGCCGGAAGACCCUUACGUUUGUUUUCGUCAUCGUCGUGAUUCCGCUGCUGGUCCAAGUUGACUCUGCCACCAUCUCCCGGCAGGACGAAGUUCCCCCGCUGCCAGUGGCCUCACAGCAACAGAGGCGCAGCCUCGAGGAGAAGUGUCCAGCAGGAUCUCAUAGAUCAGAACAUACUGGAGCCUGUAACGCAUGCACAAAGGGUGUGGAUUACACCAAUGCUUCCAACAAUGAACCUUCUUGCCUCCCAUGUGCAGAUUGUAAAUCAGAUGAAGAAGAGAUGAGUCCCUGCACCACGACCAGCAACAGAGUGUGUCAGUGCAAACCAGGAAGUUUCCGGAAUGGCAAUUCCACUGAGAUGUGUCGGAAGUGCAGCACAGGGUGUCCCAUAGGGAAGUUCAUGGACAGUAAUUGUACGCGCUGGAGUGACAUCAGCUGCACUGCACCAGCUGCCAGUUCCACUGAGAAAACCAUGGCGGCGGAAGACACAGUGACCACCAGCCUGGGGACUCCUGCCUCUCCCGGUUUUGUCCUAACCAUCUUUAAGUGGAUCAUCAUCGUUGCAGGGGUCUUAGGCAUCAUUGUGCUUAUGGCUUUUUGCAUUUCAUGUUGGAAGAAACUCAUUUCUUCACCGAAAGGCAUCUGCUCAGGUGGUGGAGGGGACCCCGAACGUGUGCACAGGGUCUCUGAGCAGGAAAUCGAAGGUCAGGAGCCAGGAGAGCCAACAGGUGUGACUGUACAGUCGCCAGAGGAGCCACAGCGUCUGCUGGUGAGUUGAGGAGGGACUGUGCCAUGCCUGGCCUGCUGCCUGCACAGGACUUUGAGGACAGUGGGAGAUGGCAGUGCCUCCGCUCUCCUGGCCCAAGGGGACAUGAAGCCUUUGGGAGAAGGGACUGCAGGGGACGGAGCAGCUGCACUGAGGUGGUGACUGUGCCAGUCUGCAGGACAUCUGCUUCUUAUUCCCUGUCCCCAGAGCCUGGAUCUCCACAGGCAUACAGUGGGUGUCACAGGGUUCUUUGAUGACUGGCUAAGGCUGCACAGUCUCCAUCGUGUGCUCUUAACAAAAGUCAGGGAGCCCCUGCUUGAAACAGCAGAAGUUUUGGAUGUACUUCAAAAUUCUCACUACACUGCACAUACUUCACAGUAAAUCUUUGUCCGGAUAUCUGAUCAAGUAUGUAAGGAGGCUUCUGGGAGGAAGUAGGAUUUCUGAGUCAGUGCGUAGAAGUGCUUUUGUAUUACGCAAACACACGUAUCUAUUCACUUGGAUUCACCAGUUUUGAUAUGACAUCGAGUAGGUGUGAAAUCUGGACACACAUUUUUUUUUUUUUUUAAGCUUCAAAAGUUCUUUCCUUCAAGAUAAGAUGAUCCUAUCUAAUUUCUUAUGGACUUUUAAAGAACGAUUUGGUUUGUAGCAUUCACCAGUGGAAUGUAGGUGCCAUUUCUUUUGUGAUGCUGUGUGAAGUGAGGAACUCUCUGAACUGUUCUGAGUCACUGUCUCCUUCCUCCUCGCCUGUUUAAGAAGUGAUUCUCCUCUUGUUCUCUGCUUUUGGCUCCUCUUUGAUCAUUUGUCAAACGCUUUUCUGGACAAGGAUCACUUUCCACCCGUUUUCUUCCUUUCCUAUAGCUACACCCCAUGUUUUUUUUUUAAUGAAGUAUAAAAAGGGAAGAAAACAAACAAAAAAUGUCAGCAAUUACUCCAUGCUGCUGAACCGCAUUGCACCUUUAUUUUGUAAUUUGUAGAGAUCUGAUCUUGCUAUGUUGCCCAGGCUGGUCUCAAACUCC